AUGGUGGCUGGUAAGGUCCGUGUAACCAUGGGCUUUCACAAAUCGCCUUCAACCAAACCAAAAGACAUGAAUUCUCCACUUCCUCUUCCUCUCCCUCCUCCGCCUCCUCCUCCGCUUAAACCUCCUUCCGGUUCAGCUGGAAAACCGGCGAAUCCUCAGAAACCGGGUUUCACUCGCUCUUUCGGCGUUUAUUUCCCACGCGCUUCCGCUCAAGUACACAAUGCUUCUUCUCGCUCUUCUGAUCAAAAUGCCGUCGUCUCCGAGCUUCGUCGUCAGGUGGAGGAGCUUCGCGAGAGAGAGGCUCGGUUAAAGACGGAGGUUCUCGAGCUCAAACUCCUCAGAGAAUCAGUUUCCGUUAUUCCGUUGCUCGAAUCGCAGAUCGCGGACAAGGACGGUGAAAUCGAGAAUUUGAGGAAGGAGACGGCGAGAUUGGCGGAGGAGAACGAGAGAUUGAGGCGAGAAAAUGAAAGCAGCGAGGAGCAGAGGAGAGAGAGCGAGAGGAGGGAGAAGGAGAUGGAGGCGGAGACGGUGGAGCUCCGGAAACUUGUUUCGUCGACGCUGAGGGAGAGUGACGACCACGCGCUCUCGGUUUCUCAGAGGUUCCAGGGUUUAAUGGAUGUGUCGGCGAAAUCGAGCCUAAUCAGAAGUCUACGACGGGUCGGGUCGAUGAGGAGCAUACCCGACCCAAUUCCGAAUCAAGAGAGCAAGACCGUUUCGUCCGGCGAUGCCGACGGCGACAUUUACAGGAAAGAAGAGAUCGAGAGUCAUUCCACGAGUAACUCGGAGGAACUCACCGAGUCAUCUCUCUCAACCGUCAGAUCUAGGAUUCCCAGAGUCCCGAAACCACCGCCUAAACGUUGUUUUUCAUCCAACGGCUUAGUCGAUUCCACGGAGAACAGAGCAGAUCCGCCACCCCAGAGAACAAUUCCGCCUCCUCCUCCGCCUCCGCCACCCCUUCUUCAUCAACCACCACCUCCUCCUCCGUCUUCCAAAGCCCCUCCUCCACCUCCUCCACCGCCGCCGCCGAAGAGCUUAAACAUAGCGUCGGCGAAAGUGAGAAGAGUACCGGAAGUGGUGGAGUUUUACCACUCGUUGAUGCGAAGAGACUCCACAAACUCGAGACGAGAUUCCACCGGCGGUGGUAACGCCGCCGCGGAGGCAGUACUUGCUAGCUCCAAUGCCAGAGACAUGAUCGGAGAAAUCGAAAACCGAUCGGUUUAUCUCCUCGCGAUCAAAACCGACGUAGAAACGCAAGGAGAUUUCAUAAGAUUCUUGAUUAAGGAGGUCGAAAACGCUGCGUUUUCAGACAUCGAAGACGUCGUCCCUUUCGUCAAAUGGCUCGACGACGAACUCUCUUACCUGGUUGAUGAAAGAGCAGUGUUGAAACACUUCGAAUGGCCGGAGCAAAAAGCAGACGCGUUGCGUGAAGCGGCGUUUUGCUAUUUCGAUCUGAAGAAACUCAUAUCGGAAGCUUCUCGUUUCCGGGAAGAUCCUCGUCAGUCUUCUGCUUCUGCUCUUAAAAAAAUGCAAGCUCUGUUCGAAAAGUUGGAGCAUGGUGUUUAUAGUCUGUCGAGAAUGAAGGAAUCAGCGGCGGCAAAAUUCAAGAAUUUCCAGAUUCCGGUCGAUUGGAUGCUCGAAACCGGCAUUACUAGCCAGAUAAAACUGGCGUCUGUGAAGCUAGCGAUGAAGUAUAUGAAGAGAGUAUCGGCGGAGCUGGAAGCCAUUGGAGGCGGUGGCCCUGAAGAGGAAGAGCUUAUCGUUCAAGGCGUACGAUUCGCAUUCCGUGUUCAUCAGUUCGCCGGAGGAUUUGAUGCAGAGACAAUGAGGGCAUUUCAAGAGCUAAGAGAUAGAGCAAGAUCAUGUCAUGUUCAGUGUCAAAGCCAAACACAUCAACAACAUAAACUUGUUUUUCGAUCCACCCCUUGUUGA
This is a messenger RNA of Microthlaspi erraticum, 1929 nucleotides long. The record is from the annotation of a GenBank genome assembly. Lineage: Eukaryota; Viridiplantae; Streptophyta; Magnoliopsida; Brassicales; Brassicaceae.